AUGCCACCGAAGAAAGGCGGGAAGAAGGAAGAACCAACUGAUGAGGCUCGCCUUCGUAUCGCUAUCGUCAGCAGUGACAGAUGCAAGCCCAAAAAAUGUCGCCAGGAGUGUAAAAAGAAUUGCCCCGUGAAUCGCACGGGGAAAAUGUGCAUUGAGGUCGAAGCCUCAUCCAAACUUGCAUUUAUUUCGGAACCCCUUUGCAUUGGAUGUGGUAUUUGUGUCAAAAAAUGCCCCUUCGAAGCCAUUUCAAUUAUUAAUUUACCGAAAGACUUGGGGAAAGAAACGACGCAUCGUUUCGGGCCGAACUCAUUCAAACUUCAUCGUUUGCCCAUGCCAAGGCCGGGACAAGUGUUGGGUCUCGUUGGAACGAAUGGUAUUGGGAAGUCGACUGCAUUGAAAAUUUUGACUGGAAAACUGAAACCGAAUCUUGGACGUUUUGAUUCCCCGCCUGAGUGGAAAGAGAUUUUAGAAUAUUUCCGAGGGUCAGAACUUCAAAACUAUUUCACUCGCGUCUUAGAGGAUGAUUUGAAGGCUCUUAUGAAACCUCAAUAUGUUGACGUUUUGCCAAAACAAACUCGGGAUCAAGUUGGUCGAAUUAUCGAGCAGAAGGGACAAGUUUCGAAUGUCCAAGAAUUGGUCGACAAUCUAGAUUUACGCCAUCUGCUGGAAAGGAAUGUUAGUGAUCUUUCUGGCGGGGAGUUGCAACGAUUCGCCAUUCUUGUCACGGCAAUUCAACAUGGGAAUGUCUACAUGUUUGAUGAACCAUCGUCGUAUCUUGAUGUCAAACAGCGUCUUCAAGCGGCUAGAGUGAUUCGCAACUUACUAAGUUGUGAUAAUUAUAUCAUCGUUGUGGAACACGAUCUCUCUGUCCUUGAUUAUCUCUCUGAUUAUGUCUGUUGCUUGUGGGGAUCGCCCGGCCAUUACGGCGUUGUUACGAUGCCCUUCAGCGUUCGAGAAGGAAUCAACGUGUUUCUGGAUGGUUUUAUCCCAACAGAAAAUCUUCGCUUUCGAGAAGAGUCGUUAAACUUCAGAUUAGCGCAGGAUACUGAUGAAGAGAUCAAGCGAUCAAGUUUCUAUAGAUAUCCAGCGCUCAAGAAGACUUUGGGAACGUUUUCCCUGACUGUUGAACCUGGCGAUUUCAACGAUUCUGAAAUUAUUGUGAUGUUGGGACAAAAUGGGACUGGGAAAUCAACAUUCAUUCGAAUGUUAGCAGGACUGCUGAAGCCAGACGAGGAGGACGCUGAGCUUCCAAGAUUGCAUGUCAGCUACAAGCCUCAAACAAUUUCAGCGAAGUUUGAAGGCACCGUGAGACAAUUGUUUCAUACGAAAAUACGAGAGGCGUUCGGGCAUCCUCAGUUCUUAACUGAUGUUGUGAAGCCGCUACAAAUUGAUCAACUGUUGGAUCAGGAGGUUCAAGUCCUUUCAGGUGGUGAACUUCAGCGAGUCGCGCUGAUUCUUGCACUUGGAAAACCGGCAGACAUUUAUCUGAUCGACGAGCCGUCUGCUUAUUUGGAUUCCGAACAGCGCAUUAUGGCGUCGAAGGUUAUUAAACGAUAUAUUCUUCAUGCGAAAAAAACAGCAUUUGUUGUUGAGCAUGAUUUUAUCAUGGCAACUUAUUUGGCUGACCGAGUUGUCGUCUAUGAUGGUGAACCAGGAGUUGACUGUUUCGCUCGCUCCCCUGAACCACUUGUUACUGGAAUGAAUCGCUUCUUGAAAAUGCUCGACAUCUCGUUCCGUCGCGACCCGACAAACUUCCGUCCACGGAUAAACAAGCUCGACUCCGUGAAAGAUCGGGAACAGAAGCUAUCUGGGAACUUUUUUCAUUUGGACGAUGAUUGA
Condylostylus longicornis is the source of this 1839-nucleotide messenger RNA. RefSeq lists its product as uncharacterized. Gene Ontology annotation, molecular function: ATP hydrolysis activity; iron ion binding; ribosomal small subunit binding. The coding region runs from base 1 to 1839 and encodes 612 amino acids. The record is from RefSeq and is a predicted model, not a curated record. Gene Ontology annotation, biological process: ribosomal subunit export from nucleus; translational termination; translational initiation. Lineage: Eukaryota; Metazoa; Arthropoda; Insecta; Diptera; Dolichopodidae. The transcript has 9 exons.